GAAUCAGACUGUCUCUUGCUCAGUUGUGAAUUGGAGUAGCACUAGGUAGGCAAGCUAGCUCCAGGCGCAGACUCUCUGGGAGAUGGAGCUCAGUUCUGGCAUCCAGAAGAUGUCGGUUGGACAACACCCAGCAGGAAAAGGUGCUCCCUGUAAGAAGUGCAAAGGAAGCUGCUCGGGGUUCCAGCCCCACUCCUGGAGAAAACAAUGUGGGAGCUGCCAGUGCCCCCGUGAAGAGCAUUCUUUGCCCUCUGACUUGGAAGAGGACUGCCGGAUAGGACAGCUGCUUUCAGACUCGCACUACUCGGGGCUCACCGCACGGAUGAAAGGGGUAGAAGGGUCCCGUGUGUACAAAAGGAACCGUAUGAUCAUCACCAACCCCAUCACAUCUGGGAAGGAUCCCACCUUCCUCACUGUCACCUAUGAGUGGGCUCCCCCAGGACUCAACCAGAAACUGGCCAUGCAGUACAUGGAGCUAAUUCCUAAGAAUAUGCAGCCGGUCGCUGGCACAGAGGGGGCACAUUAUCGCCGCGUGCAGCUCCUGAGACAGUUACCCCCCUACGACCAUAACCCAGAUCUUUGCCAAGGGCUAUCGGAACGUGAGCGAACUGCAAUGGAAGACUUUGUGAAGAGGUACAAGGAGCAGGCGCUGGGAGUUGCUGAAGUGGCUCUGCCUUGUAGUGCAAAGCAACAGACGGAGAAAAAUGGCAGCAAAAGUAAAGAGACAAAUGGAACAGCGAAGGAAGCCUUUGAGAAGACUGAGUAUUUCUGCGAGAUGUGCCAGCAGCCCCUAUCAAGAGAUGCCCCUGCCGUCUAUGCUGAACGCGCUGGCUUUGACAAGCAGUGGCACCCUGCCUGCUUCAUGUGCUGCCAAUGCAGGGAGCCCCUGGUGAACCUGAUCUAUUUCUGGAGGAACAACUCUCUGUGGUGCGGACGUCACUAUUGUGAGAGCGAGAGGCCACGGUGUGCGGGAUGUGACCAGAUGAUCUUCUCAGAGGAUUACGAGCAGGUAGACAGCGGUUUCUGGCACCGGCACCAUUUUUCUUGUACUGAUUGUGAUCAGACACUCUCUGGAAAGCCCUAUGUGUUAGACAAAGCUCAGCCCCUGUGUGACCUGUGCAGCCAGUCCAGAGGAGCACACUGACCAAAGAUCAUGGAGGAUUCCAAUCGAAGUUCCUGGGUUCUGGCAUAUGGAUUCAUCUCUAGCAUAUUAUCAUUUAUGUACAAAGUGCCCAGUAUCUAAGUCUUCCAAGUCUUGAGACAGACUUAACUCUUUCUAAUCAUCUUGUUCUGCCAUGACUAGUUAACCAUGAGAGUUAACUCAACUGUGGUGCAUUAUUAGGCUUUUGCUAGGGUAUCAGCGGCAUAAGGAAUGGGCAAUUACCACUGAGCUACUAAUGUUAGUAAAGAUUUCAUGAAAGCCAUUUUCAACCAGUGGUAUGCAUUAGUGGGGUAUUGUAGCCCAGUAACUGCCCCUUAUUUUAUUGAUUACUGGAAUACUAACAUAUAUUUAUUUUUGUAUGUUUUUUUAUGUGAAAUAUUUUUACAAUGUUUUAGCUUCCGCUGCAUAUUUCUGACUUGUUACAUACUUAUGUACAGCAUCUCUAACAACCCUAACAUCCAAAAUGACGAGAAUUCAUUCUACCCUACGUUACACCAAGUGUCUCAGUACAAUUCUGGCCUUUUCUGUAAUGUUAUUCAAUAACAUAUUGAUAAAGAAUAGGUAAAUAGUAAAUGUAUUUUAGUACAUUGCCUUAAUAGUAAAGAUUAUUCAGCAAUUUACCUCUCUAUGAGAAAUGAGAAAAACCCUAUGAGCUUGCGUCCAAGUGCCCAUUGGCUCAUCAUGAUCAAGACCUUGUUGACCACAGUUCAAGUUGACUAGUGUAGUAAAGCAGCUGACCUACAUUUCCUAUAAUCACCACCCAAUACCCUAUAACACUGCAUGCGUUUUUAAAACUGGACCUUAUGUCCAAUUACUUAAUUGUGUGCUCCCAACAAAACCACCAUCAGAAACUGAUUUAGGACACAGUACAAAUUGUACAUUAUGGAUUCCGCUUGACUUAAUGGACAGUUAUAAGCAUCUUUGCCCCAAGGGAGGCUGGGCAGGGAAAACAAAACUGAUAGGCACGAACUGGGGAAAUGGAAUGGGAAAGUGUAGAAAGGGGUGGAAAAAUGGAAGGAGAGCCACAAAUGGGAUGGAGAUGAGCAAAUAGAGAUGAGCAAAUCUGUCCUAUUUUGCUUUACCAAAUAAUUUGGCAAAAAAACGGCAAAAAUGUACAAAACACAUUAAACUCAAUGGUCAUUUUCCAUGGCAACUUUUAUAUACCACGCAACUUUUUUGUUGUAUCGCUCAUCACUAGUAAGGAGCUCAGAAAUAUAGAAGUUGAGGCAGAAGGCAGAGGAUCAGUGAUUUCUCCACCAGUGUAUUAACACCAGAGAAGGAAAAGUCACAUGUGACAUUAGCUUAAGAUUUAACAGUUAGGGAAAUAGGUGAGAUAAUAGAUGAGGGGCGUAAAUACAUAAAACCAAAAGAAAUAUAAAAUGGUUAAGGAGAUGUAAUAUAAUAGGAGAGAUAAAGAAAUCACAUAAGAAGGAAUAACAUUCAAAAUUGAGAAGGAAAGAAAAUAGCAAAUGAAGAGAGGACAAGCCUAGUUAUUGGAGCCUGUAUUGAAGUUUGUGGUCGGGCCCCUGUUAGUUUGACUCGGCCCAUUAAUAACAAAUUUGGCGUUCUCUUGUGUCUGAUCUGUGUCCCUUUGAGCCAUUUGAAUUAUUCUAGGUUGGCCUUCAAACCAAUUAAAUUGCUUGUAAUAUGGACAGUUCUUCAGAAAAGAUAUCCAUGGAACAGCUUUUCCUUGCAAGAGCGUCACAUCAGUUGGUGCCAAUCCAUUUGAAGAGCCGAAAGGCUUCUGUUUUCUCUGCAAGCUGACACUUCACUUUUAUUUUUUCAUUAAUGAUCUUUUAGACAUGAAUCACCCAGGAUACGACAACACAGCAUCAAUUUGCUCAGUGCAAAGGAAGAGAAGUAUUUGCUCUGAACACAGCAAGCCUUGGAAAUGUGUUAGCUCUGGGACUGGUGAUUUCAUUGACGACCCUUAAAUCCUAUAUAUCUAUCCGGACAAACAACAACAAAAAAAAUCAAAUUGGCUCAGAAAGGUGCUUGUUUUCUUUUCUCUCUUAUAUGAAAAAUCGAUUUUGUGAGAUUAAUUUAACUGACAAGACAUUGGAUAAAAUGAUGCUUCAAUAAAAAUACUUUAUUGUUUUGACCGGUA
This is a messenger RNA of Xenopus tropicalis (tropical clawed frog), 3266 nucleotides long. Lineage: Eukaryota; Metazoa; Chordata; Amphibia; Anura; Pipidae. The record is from RefSeq and is a predicted model, not a curated record.